Brienomyrus brachyistius is the source of this 2504-nucleotide messenger RNA. Its product is annotated as LIM/homeobox protein LMX-1.2. Gene Ontology annotation, molecular function: DNA-binding transcription factor activity, RNA polymerase II-specific; RNA polymerase II transcription regulatory region sequence-specific DNA binding. The transcript has 8 exons. Bases 342 to 1544 code for a protein of 400 amino acids. Gene Ontology annotation, biological process: neuron differentiation; regulation of transcription by RNA polymerase II. The record is from RefSeq and is a predicted model, not a curated record. Gene Ontology annotation, cellular component: nucleus. NCBI's taxonomy places the organism in Eukaryota, Metazoa, Chordata, Actinopteri, Osteoglossiformes, Mormyridae.
GCGAAGAUAUCUCGCGGGAGUCAUUCUCCGAUUGCGUCCGACGCGGCGAGGCACGCAGAUUAUUUGGUUUCGACGAAAAGGGCGCGUUGCAGGCAAUCGAAGCAAACAAACAGGUGACAGAUAAUUUCGAGUUAAAUCCAUUCUAAUGCUGUGACACGGUGUGGCUGUUUAAUAUUUGGUUUUGGGAAAAGUAACACGGCGCUUGUGUUGCGUGGUACUGUUAAUAGAACAGUUUGGGACGAGUUUUGCAGAAGAUCACUUCUGCGCAGUUAGAGUAGAUUGGGGUGUUUGUAGCAGUUGGGGAAUUUGAAAGGAAGGGACGUUAGUGACAGAACAUUGUUAUGGAUAUUGCAACAGGUCCAGAAUCACUGGAAAGGUGCUUUACGGCAAGAAAUCAGUCCGAUUAUACAAAGAUGUUGGACGGUAUUAAAAUAGAAGAUCAUCCUUUGCGGUCCGGACCGGCUACAUUGGGAGUUAUGCUCGGGACGGAGUGCCAGCACCAGGCGGUGUGCGAAGGGUGCCAGCGGCCGAUAUCUGAUCGCUUUCUGAUGCGAGUGAACGAGUCUUCGUGGCACGAGGAGUGUCUGCAGUGCGCAGUGUGCCGCCAGCCGCUGACCACUAGCUGCUACCUGCGCGAGCGCAAACUCUACUGCAAACACGACUACCAGCAGUUAUUCGCUACGAAGUGCAGCGGCUGCCUGGAGAAGAUCGCGCCCACCGAGUUUGUGAUGCGCGCCCUGGAGUGCGUCUACCACCUGGGCUGCUUCUGUUGCUGCGUCUGCGAGCGGCAGCUGCGCAAGGGCGACGAGUUUGUGCUGAAGGACGGCCAGCUGCUGUGCAAGAGCGACUACGAGAAGGAGAAGGAGCUGCUCAGCUCCGUCAGCCCCGACGACUCCGACUCCGACAAGAGCGACGAUGAGGAUUUGGACAUCAAGCUGGAGAAGGGGUCAGGGGUACAGGGCAAGGGGGAUGACGCGAAGGAUCCGAGGCGGCCCAAGCGACCACGCACCAUCCUGACCACGCAGCAGCGGCGCGCCUUCAAGGCCUCCUUCGAGGUCUCCUCCAAGCCCUGCCGCAAGGUACGGGAGACGCUGGCUGCGGAAACCGGCCUCAGCGUGCGAGUCGUGCAAGUGUGGUUUCAGAACCAGAGGGCCAAGAUGAAGAAGCUGGCCAGGAGACAGCAGCAGCAGCAGGAGCAGCAGAACUCACAGAGGCUUGGACAAGAGGUGAUGUCCAAUCGCAUGGAGGGUCUGAUGAGCUCGUACACACCGCUGCCCCCCCCACAGCAGCCGCUGGUGGCCAUGGAUCAGAAUGGGUACAGCACAGACCCCUUCCAGCAGGGCCUGACCCCCCCACAGAUGCCGGGUGACCACAUGAACCCAUACGGAAGCGACUCCAUCCUGCAUGACAUCGACAGUGACACUUCCCUGACCAGCCUGAGCGACUGCUUCAUGGCCUCGUCCGACGUGGGCUCCCUGCAGGCACGCGUGGGAAACCCCAUCGACCGACUCUACUCCAUGCAGAGCUCCUACUUCGCAUCCUGAAGGCGCCUUUUGGGGGAAGUGGUGGGAACGGACAUGAAAACGCACACGGCUCACGGAGGGACUCGCCGGCCCUCUUGGGGCAAAGAAGAAACCUGAGCGAAAAGAAAAAAAAGUCAAAAACCCACCAGACGACUACAAAGACAAAGAUGAUGACCAUUUUCUCUGCCUCUGAGCCAAACGUGCUGAAAACUGACUUGAAGACUUCACCCCCCCCCCUCCCCCAAGGACCCCCACGGGACGAUUCGCGUGCGAGUCUCCGAGGGGCUGCGCUUGUACUGGCCCAUGUCGACACACGCGUAACCUAAGCCACUGAUUUUUAAAAACCUCAGUCGAUCAAAUAAACAGCCCUUACCCAUCCCCACCCAAAGAUAGGAGUGCAGGGAGGUGUCAAAGUGCAUGAACUCACCGUUACUAUGUGAACAUUCAGCCACAGAAGUGAUUUACAGAAAAAAGAAAAAAAAGGAUUUGUGUGAUUCCAAGAUGUAAAAAUAACUGUGUGGGCACCAUGUUUUCUUCUUAAAGUGUGUUUGGCGAAAUCGCCGUAGGGUGUGUCAGUCCCUGUAGCCACAGAGUGAUGGAGUGUUGGAGGGCUGUGGAGGACACGCCGUUCCGGGUUCGAAUGUAAAUAGGCAGGAAUGUUUCCAGCUUCAGUGGGUCGUGCAUGUCAGAGUGGACUACAUGCUAUUUAUUAAAGUAUAACGUGUUUCCGAAGGUACAUAAGGAGCCGAUAAAGCUUUAUUUAAAAAAAAGUAAAGUAAAGCGCCUCACCAUCUCCCAUGUGUAUGUUGUUUAAACUCGUCUGUUCCUUUCCAAACUCAGCUGUAAGAUCAGCAGAAUUUGUGCUAUUUAUUCGUUUCACACUCAUCGAGACACUUCGUCAACGGUGCGUUUCUCCUGAUGCACCGAUUUGCUAAACUACCAAAGUUUGUUGGUACUAUGAAUAAACUGAGCGAAAUGAAA